CCGAGGCGCCCGCGGCGCGACCCCCGCUCCGUGGUCUGGGACGUUCUGGGGGGUGUGACCAGCUGGACCCUGAAACGGCGCAGCCCGGUGCGGGCCGAGGCCGGUGGGCCCCCGCGGUCCUCACGAAGAACUUCUGCAAGUACCGAUUUGCUGGUGUUGAUGGACGUCUACUAGUGACGUAGAGGGGAAGACCCUUCUGUAGAACUGCAGUAGCUUAAUCCAGUGAAAGUGCACAGACCAGCUUGCUUGGUUUCCGUUGCUUAGGAAACCGAGGACCCCUUUCCUUGUGUCUCCACAUUGCUUAAUGGGAGGCAUUAUGGCCCCCAAAGACAUCAUGACAAACACACAUGCCAAGUCCAUCCUCAAUUCAAUGAACUCCCUCAGGAAGAGCAACACCCUGUGUGAUGUGACUCUGAGGGUGGAGCAGAAGGACUUCCCUGCCCAUCGGAUCGUGCUGGCUGCCUGCAGCGACUACUUCUGUGCCAUGUUCACCAGUGAGCUUUCAGAGAAGGGGAAACCCUAUGUCGAUAUCCAGGGUUUAACAGCCUCUACCAUGGAAAUCCUGCUGGACUUCGUGUACACAGAAACGGUGCAUGUGACAGUGGAGAACGUGCAGGAACUGCUCCCUGCAGCCUGUCUGCUCCAGCUGAAAGGUGUGAAGCAAGCCUGCUGCGAGUUCUUAGAAAGUCAGCUGGACCCUUCCAAUUGCCUGGGUAUCCGGGACUUCGCCGAAACCCACAGCUGUGUCGACCUGAUGCAGGCCGCUGAGGUUUUCAGCCAGAAGCACUUCCCUGAAGUGGUGCAGCACGAAGAAUUCAUCCUCCUCAGUCAGGAGGAGGUGGAAAAGCUCAUCAAGUGCGAUGAGAUUCAGGUGGAUUCUGAAGAGCCAGUCUUCGAGGCCGUCAUCAGCUGGGUGAGGCACGCCAAGAAGGAGCGAGAAGAAGCCCUGCCUGACCUGCUGCAGUAUGUCCGGAUGCCCCUGCUGACCCCUCGGUACAUCACAGACGUCAUAGAUGCUGAGCCCUUUGUCCGCUGCAGCCUCCAGUGCAGGGACCUCGUCGACGAAGCCAAGAAGUUCCACCUGCGGCCUGAGCUGCGCAGUCAGAUGCAGGGACCCAGGACCAGGGCUCGUCUCGGAGCCAAUGAAGUACUUCUGGUGGUCGGGGGCUUCGGAAGCCAACAGUCUCCCAUCGACAUAGUAGAGAAGUAUGACCCCAAGACUCAGGAGUGGAGCUUUUUGCCAAGCAUCACUCGGAAGAGACGUUAUGUGGCCUCCGUGUCUUUACAUGACCGGAUCUAUGUCAUUGGUGGCUAUGAUGGCCGUUCCCGCCUCAGUACAGUGGAAUGUCUGGACUACACAGCAGAUGAAGAUGGGGUCUGGUAUUCUGUAGCCCCCAUGAAUGUCCGACGAGGCCUUGCCGGGGCCACCACCUUGGGAGAUAUGAUCUACGUUUCCGGCGGCUUUGAUGGGAGCAGGCGUCACACCAGUAUGGAGCGCUAUGACCCCAACAUUGACCAGUGGAGCAUGCUGGGAGACAUGCAGACAGCCCGAGAAGGCGCGGGGCUUGUGGUGGCCGGCGGAGUGAUCUACUGUCUAGGAGGAUACGAUGGCUUGAAUAUCUUAAAUUCAGUUGAGAAAUAUGAUCCCCAUACAGGACACUGGACUAAUGUUACACCAAUGGCCACCAAGCGCUCCGGAGCAGGAGUAGCGCUGCUGAAUGACCAUAUUUAUGUGGUGGGGGGAUUUGAUGGCACAGCCCACCUUUCUUCCGUUGAAGUGUACAGCAUCCGUACCGACUCCUGGACAGCUGUCACCAGCAUGACCACCCCUCGAUGCUACGUGGGGGCCACAGUGCUUCGGGGCAGACUUUACGCAAUUGCAGGAUAUGAUGGGAACUCCCUGCUGAGCAGCAUCGAGUGCUACGACCCAAUCAUUGACAGCUGGGAAGUGGUGACAUCCAUGGGAACCCAGCGCUGUGACGCCGGCGUGUGUGUGCUACGGGAGAAGUGACCCCUGUUGGAGCACCAUCUAGAGCUAGCGACCAGUCCCGGGCCAGUUGACGGAGUAUCAGGGCCCGUUUCCAGAAUGUUUCCCACUGUGUGCUCAGGGUGAUUACAAGCACCGGUGCCGUGCUGAUGGUCUUUAUUUGACACAUACUCCCCCUCGCACUAGUACUUGUCCCCGAGUUGAGUGGUGAAUGGACGCUCACAGGAAGAGAAUGCACUCAGUGGAUAUGAGGCCAGGUCCCUUCUGGUCUCCGCAGCACUUUCUGGUCAUGUCUAACUUACUGUGUGUUUAGGAGGAUAAAUGUGUAUGUUGCCCCUCAUGUGUUGCAGAGUGAAGGUGAGUGUAACCUACUAGAUUGGGCAGUAUCCAACUUACAUCUGGAUUGGGAGGAUGCCAACUUGAGUCGGCCUGAUAAAAUCCAAUUAUUGUUUUCCAGGAAUACAUUUCCUAGUCUGCAGGUAGCUAGUGGCAACAUAGUUCCAUUCUGGAGGGAGACAAAGGAAAGCUCCCUGUCACAACUUUGAGGCUGGGGAGAGAGCUGUGUGACACCCCCAAGUGUGGACAGAGCUCUUGUAUCAGAACUGGGCUUAGAGUGAGUGAAGUGGCCUGACUCAGAUGGACUGAGCAAGCCUAGACCUUCACUGCAGUGUGACCGAGAAGACUGAGUUAUCUGAAGGCUCUUCUGAUUUCACCACGUCUCUGGACUGCACUGUGGCUUACCGGGGCUCCGGCGCCUGUGCCAGACAACAGAGUGAACAAGUGUCAGGUGGGCGGAGGUGGAGUCAGUGUGGCAGUGUGAGUGCCUAUGAUUUCAUAUCCUCUUACCUCCCUGCCAGGUUUCAUCGCUCUAGGGCAAGGUUCGCCUCCAGGGGGUGAGAGAUUUUCUUUGUUGAAUCGGAUACUACUAUGCUGUUACAUUUCCAUACUAUUUAUUUGGGGAUGGGGUGGGAUGCAGCAGCCUGGAAGUUCAGCUACUUGAUAUUGUUCCAUUCCCCCAUCCUUUUAAAUGCAUACUUCCAGUAAGGGGUGGUUUCUACUGCUGUUUGGUACAUUUCAUCCUUUUCCUACUAGAGGGUUCCCUAUCUGUCCUUAGAGUGAAUUAUAUUCAUCCCGGGACAGAAUAAUCAAGACAACCAGAGUUCCUGUGUUAUGGAGUGAAAUUCUUGCUUUGUGGGUGGGGGAAUGUGACACCCUGAACAAGGAGGCACUUUCCCUUUACUUUGAAAUUCCAUGUUUUCCUCCCUGAAUUGAAUUGAUCUGAAGAGUUCAUUUCCUUUGUAUUUUUUUAAGAAAAUAUUAAAAACAAUCUGUCUCAAA
Molecule: messenger RNA, 3325 nt
Organism: Molossus molossus (Pallas's mastiff bat)
Lineage: Eukaryota; Metazoa; Chordata; Mammalia; Chiroptera; Molossidae
Gene: KLHL12
Product: kelch like family member 12
Exons: 13
Coding region: 305-2011 (568 amino acids)
Molecular function (GO): protein binding
Source: RefSeq, a predicted model, not a curated record